AUGGAUUCCUCGCUACCACCGAUACGAAGCUAUACACCCCAAAACCCCGAUGGACCAUUUCCAUAUUCAAAGGCAGAUCUCACUCCCAUGGAUGCGGGAAGUGAUCAGAGUUUCUACACAACUCCCCGAUUUGUCACGCAUAUCGACGAUAAUGCCAUCAUCAAUCUGAGAAAAUACUACGCCCAAGUCAUACCCAGAAAAGGACGAGUGCUGGAUUUCUGCUCAAGCUGGAUAUCGCAUUAUCCAGCAGAUCUGGCAAAUGAGGCCGCAGCAGGAGAAGUGGAGGUCCUUGGAACGGGCAUGAACAAGUCAGAACUAAGCAAGAACCCCAUUCUGAAAGCCUGGUCUGUCCAAGAUCUGAACGAAGAACCUGAGAUGCGGCUUCCGGGGGAGGGAGAAGGGAGAAAAAUUGAUGCUUCCACAUGUGUUGUCUCCAUCGAUUACCUGACAAGACCGGUGGAGGUGCUCUCGAGCAUUCGACAGCAAACGGACAAUGGAGGCAAAGUCCACCUGAUCAUUUCCAAUCGCUGCUUUCCAGCAAAGGUUGUGGGAAGAUGGCUCAAAGUCGACGAGGAGGCACGUUUAAACAUGGUGGGAGACUAUCUGUGGUGGAGCGGAUGGAGGAACAUUGAGAUUCAGACUCUUGUCGACGGAUCUUGGACGACGGAUCCCUUGUGGGUGGUGAGGGGUGAAAAUCCUGAGACUUAG
Exophiala aquamarina CBS 119918 is the source of this 708-nucleotide messenger RNA. RefSeq lists its product as uncharacterized. Bases 1 to 708 code for a protein of 235 amino acids. The record is from RefSeq and is a predicted model, not a curated record. The transcript has a single exon. Lineage: Eukaryota; Fungi; Ascomycota; Eurotiomycetes; Chaetothyriales; Herpotrichiellaceae.